Molecule: messenger RNA, 417 nt
Organism: Oldenlandia corymbosa var. corymbosa
Lineage: Eukaryota; Viridiplantae; Streptophyta; Magnoliopsida; Gentianales; Rubiaceae
Source: the annotation of a GenBank genome assembly
AUGCUAACUGCUGAACAUGAUUCUGAACUAGAUGGAAGUUCUGUGAGAGAUGAUGAACUACCAGAUUUUGGAAAGAUCAAUGACACCAUAAUCAUGGAUCGUGGUGAAAAACGUGUACUAGAUGAAGGUAGCGACAGUUCUUUGGGAAACAAAAAACUCCGAGAAUCGCCUCCCUUCAAAGAUGCUGGAUCUGAUGCUGGUUUAAGCCUUUUGGAUCCUCUAGUUAAGAGGUCGGUUGUCAAGGAUGUAAUGACAUCACAAGAUCGGGGUCGGGUUAGUGUUUGGCCAUUGGAUGUUACUUCAUACCGUAAAAGCGACAAUGAACCAGACACGGGGCAUACAGAAGAGAAACAACUUUUACCAAGCUCAUUUAAGACUUUAGAUGUGAUAGUGGACCUUCUCUUUCAUUUUAUUUGA